CCAGAGAAACAAAAUCUCUCCUCCCAGAGGAUAACAAUCCUCCCAACUGCACUUCUGAGACCUGAAGCCACAAUGACAUAGAUGCCCCUAAAAGAAGGGGGCAAAAAACCAACUUUCUACCAGAUACAGAACUGAGAGUGAAGAUGCUGAAGAUCUUUGUGGAUCCAUAAUAACUUUUGCUAGUAAGUAUAUGUGCUGCUGAAGUGAGCACUCUGUUGAUUUUAUUGAAAGGGUGAGGCCAACAAAAUUCUCCUGGGCCCAUCCUCUUGACAGAGUCCACUGACUUUUAUCUCUAUAAAGAAGAAAAGACCGUGGUACUUCUCCACCAGCAAAGUCCUGUGGAAUCAUGAAGAUUUUUUUUCACUACCAGAUAUUUAGAUUCAGCUGGUUCAUCAAGCCAGCUGGCAGACAUUUCCACAGAAACCAUCAACUUGGGGCACAUCUUGCUCUUGCUGACUUGGAAGCCAUCAAUCGUUGUGAAAUGUCACUGCCUAAGAACUUUAACUUUGCUGGGGAUGUGAUAGACCAGUGGUCACAAAAAGAGAAGACUGGGGAGAGACCAGCCAACCCAGCCCUGUGGUGGGUGAAUGGCCAAGGAGACGAGGUGAAAUGGAGCUUCAGAGACCUUAGUACCUUAUCCCGAAAGGCUGCCAAUGUGCUCACCAAGCCUUGCAACCUGCAGAGAGGAGACCGAGUGGCUGUGAUUCUACCCAGAAUCCCAGAAUGGUGGCUUAUCAAUGUGGCUUGCAUGCGGACAGGGCUUGUCUUCAUGCCAGGAACAACCCAGCUGACAGCAAAAGACAUCCUCUACCGACUGAAAGUAUCCAAGGCCAAGUGCAUUGUGGCCAGUGAAGAGAUGGCCCAAGCAGUGGAGUCCAUUGCAUCAGAGUGCCCUAACCUGAAGACUAAACUCCUGGUGUCUCCACAAAGCCACCAUGGAUGGCUCAACUUCCAGGACCUAUUUCAAUCUGCUUCUGAAGAGCACAGCUGUGUGGAGACAGGAAGUCAAGAACCAAUGGCCAUUUAUUUCACCAGUGGAACCACGGGCUCCCCUAAGAUGGCUCAGCACUCACAGAGUAGCCUUGGUAUUGGGUAUGCCCUUUGCGGAAGGUACUGGUUAGACUUGAAGUCCUCAGAUAUCAUGUGGAAUAUGUCUGAUACAGGCUGGAUCAAAGCUGCCAUUGGUAGUGUAUUUUCUUCCUGGCUUCGGGGUGCCUGUGUUUUUGUGCACCAGAUGGUCCAGUUUGACACUAACACCUUCCUAGAUACGCUUACCACUUACCCCAUCACAACCUUGUGCAGUGCUCCUACCGUGUACCGGAUGCUUGUGCAGAAAGACCUUAAAAGAUAUAAAUUCAAGAAGCUGCGGCACUGCUUAACAGGAGGAGAACCGCUCAACCCCGAGGUGCUAGAACAGUGGAAGAUGCAAACUGGACUGGAGUUGUAUGAAGGCUAUGGACAGACAGAAGUGGGAAUAAUUUGUGCCAAUCAGAAAGGACAAGAAAUUAAGCCAGGCUCCAUGGGGAAAGGAGUAUUACCCUAUGAUGUCCAGAUUAUAGAUGAAAAUGGCAAUAUUUUACCAUCUGGCACAGAAGGGGAAAUUGCCCUCAGACUAAAGUCCACACGGCCCUUCUGUUUCUUCUCUGAAUAUGUGGAUAAUCCAGAAAAAACUGCUGCCACCAUGAGAGGAGAUUUCUAUGUCACUGGAGACCGAGGAGUGAUGGACAGUGAUGGCUAUUUUUGGUUUGUUGGAAGAGCUGAUGAUGUCAUUAUAUCCUCUGGGUACCGCAUCGGACCCUUUGAAGUGGAGAGUGCAUUGAUUGAGCACCCAGCAGUUGUGGAAUCAGCUGUUGUCAGUAGUCCAGAUCCAAUCCGAGGAGAGGGAUGACACACAUAGCCUUUGGUUAGGAAGCUCUAGGGUAUGGAAAGGAGGAAAAUGCCCCUUUCCUCAUGGAAGUUUUCCUGAAGACUCAGCAAGUGGAAACAAUUUAAAAGCAGCACUCAAGUGGAAGUGACCUUUGACCUUCCUCUGAACACUGUACAGGAUUUGCU
Messenger RNA from Dipodomys ordii (Ord's kangaroo rat), 2052 nucleotides. Its product is annotated as acyl-coenzyme A synthetase ACSM4, mitochondrial. The transcript is spliced from 14 exons. The record is from RefSeq and is a predicted model, not a curated record. Gene Ontology annotation, biological process: fatty acid biosynthetic process; acyl-CoA metabolic process. The coding region runs from base 347 to 1888 and encodes 513 amino acids. NCBI's taxonomy places the organism in Eukaryota, Metazoa, Chordata, Mammalia, Rodentia, Heteromyidae. Gene Ontology annotation, cellular component: mitochondrial matrix. Gene Ontology annotation, molecular function: fatty-acyl-CoA synthase activity; fatty acid ligase activity.